Protopolystoma xenopodis is the source of this 279-nucleotide messenger RNA. NCBI's taxonomy places the organism in Eukaryota, Metazoa, Platyhelminthes, Monogenea, Polystomatidea, Polystomatidae. The record is from the annotation of a GenBank genome assembly.
AGAGAAGCCGGAUACGGACGCCAGGCCUGGCCUCGUGUCCUGUUUUGGUUGGGUGGGCGACUGGGAGCAACAGCAACAGCAACAACAGCAGCAACCAAUCGUGGAAUUGGUGAAGACGAUUCCCGUCCAUUCUGUCUCAAGCAAAGUGGCCUGAACCAGCAUUCGGUACAGCCGCGCUGCGAUCCUUUCUCCUUUUGGCAGAAGAGACGAUUUCACAAUCGUGUACCCACACGACCGGAACUGGCCGAGCUUCGGAUUGGUACAACCAACCGUCUGUGA